Pollicipes pollicipes is the source of this 376-nucleotide messenger RNA. Its product is annotated as keratin-associated protein 19-2. The transcript is spliced from 4 exons. The coding region runs from base 9 to 302 and encodes 97 amino acids. NCBI's taxonomy places the organism in Eukaryota, Metazoa, Arthropoda, Thecostraca, Pollicipedomorpha, Pollicipedidae. The record is from RefSeq and is a predicted model, not a curated record.
ACCCGAACAUGAUCAAGGUUGUCGUUUUCGCCAUGUGCGUGGCCGCCGCCGCCGCCAGCGGCUACGGCGAGGCCCUCAGCCACACCCACGUUCGGACCUAUGACGGCUACGGAGGGUCGGCGUACGGCUCCCAGAUCGUGCACCCGACGUAUGGCGGAUACGGACAUAACAGUGGAUAUGGUGGUGGAUACGGCCAUGGACGCGGAUACGGAUACGGCGGAGGAUACGGUUACGGUGGUGGAUAUGGAGGUGGAUACGCCCACACCUACGGUCAUAGUCAUGGAUACGGAUAUGGCCAUUAGAUAUAUCCGAAAUGAAAUAACUUUCUGGUGUCCGCUUGUCCUCUUCAGCUGCAAGUGAUCGGUGUGAUAAUUUA